UGGUUUUUUGUUUAUUGCGGAGGGGGGGGGCUAUUUGCGAGUGUAUUUAUUUUAAUACCCUCGGCUAUUCUGGAGGAGAGAGGGAGGGUUAAAAAAAGGAAAGUAAAGAAACAAUUCAUCUCUGUGAAGGAAAUGCCUUCUGCGCUCUCCAGAUGACCUCCUCUGAAAAUGCAACCUCUGCCGCUUAUUGGUUUUUAUUUUGAAUCCAAAGUGUGUGAAAUAGAACCCUAAAGUUCCCAACAGACACAAGGAUGUGCAGUGCUGGGGUUAGCAAUAUGUGGCAGCUUCUGUCACCGUUCCUCUUCAGCCUGGCAGCAUUUUUUUCCAAAGUGACCGACAGCCGAGGCAUCCUGGAGAGUAUUCAGAGAUUUUCUUUGCUGCCAACUUACCUGCCUGUGAACUAUCAUAUCCACAAUGCAGACAUUUCCUUCUUUCUUAAGGAAGCCAACCAGGAUAUCAUGAGGAACUCUAGUUUGCAAUCCCGGGUAGAAUCCUUCCUGAUCUAUAAAUCCAAGAGGCCACCUGUGUUAAAUGCAAGCUAUGGACCCUUUUCAGUUGAACAAACAGUGCCUCAGGAUCUAAUGUUGUCUUCAAAUCCAUUUGGAUCCAUCAACAAGUUUUCCUUUAACUGGAGACUUAAAGCCUACAUCAUGAAUGACAAAAUUUACCUGAGGAAGCCGAAAGUCCAGAUCCUGUUCUACAUUGUGGGCAGGGACUGGGAUGACUACAGCUCCACAGAGAGGCUGCCCUGCCUGCGUGUGUUUGCCUUCCGCGAAACGAGGGAAGUCCGAGGCAGCUGCCGCUUAAAGGGGGAUCUGGGAUUGUGCGUGGCAGAGCUGGAACUUCUGCCGAGCUGGUUUAACCCCCCCACAGUGGUGGCUGGCCGUAAGAAAGUGAUGAAUCAGUCUGAAGGGAGCCCUGUGGAGCUUUAUUAUACCAUCCAGCCAGGGGAUGAGACUGGGGAGUGCACUAAGGAAGAUGUAAGGAAAAAUAAUGGGAUCAGACUGGGCCGCAAUGAUAUUGAUGAAUCAGUACCUCCUUUGCAGAGAAUUGGAAGUGUUUUCCUUUACCAGACACAUGGUGACCCAUCCUUAAGUGAAAUGAGGUUGGAUAAGAAUAUUGUCAUCCGAUAUGUACCAAAGACUGUCAAGAAAGGUGAUAUUUUGACUUUCCUUGUGUCUAUUGAUAAAAAUUCAACAGAAGACCAGUUCACUCUGAGGGCAAAGGUGAAGAAAGGUGUGAAUAUUUUAAGUGUAAGAGCCAGCAACCCAUACUUAUGGGAUAUUAGAGAGAGCAUGGAUUAUACUGGGAAAUAUGCACCAGCUGUUAUUGUUUGUCAAAGGAAAUUUGCUACCUCUGAAAACAGGUAGGUCAUUUCCAAUAGUUUCACAUUUUAUAAAUGAGAUAAUUUUGCUUUUUAAAAGCAGGUGUAUUCGCUUUUCUAUAUUAUUAAUAAAACUUUCAUUAUAGUUUCCAAAUACACGUAGUAAAUAAUAUGUCAAUAGAAAAACUGAUAUUGUCUUCAACUUGUAAUACUGUGCUUACUGUACUAUAUGUAUUCUAAAUUCAUCUUGAUUGCCUAAAGGAAAUGAAAAUGAUCAGGAAAUGUUCAUUUCACAACAUUUAAAAGGACUUGCUCUAUCUCUCUGAAUUUAGCUAAACCACAUUGUAUAGUCUUUUUAAAUUAUUUGCUUCCAAAUGGGUCAGGCAUUAUCCUAGAGACUGUUAAUUACAGUCUUCAAUUCAUAUAAUAAGCUUUCUAAGGGAACUCCUAAAACAAUCAUUGGUGAACUGUUAUUUCAGAUUAUAAUCACAGCUGAGUGUUUUUAAGAAUAAAUGUUUGAUAUAUUUUGGUUUCACUUCAUUCAUUGGACAUGAGAAAACAUAAGGAGAGCUUAUUGGUAAAGUGCUAACUGGCCAGAGAUUUGUUAUAUUAAUUACUGUUACUAUUAAAUUUGCAUUAUGAAGAGGGAGGUCAAAUUCUGCAGUGAUUUAUCUGCUGUGAAAUUCCAUUGAAAUUCAUUCAGUUUGCACUGGAUGCAAGAUUUGGACUAUUUUAACUGAAAACCUCUUACCACUAGAUACACAGAAAGAUCAGUGACCUUGGAAUACAGGAAGGAGGGGAAAGUGAGAUUUCCUCUAUUUUCCAGACAUCCCCCACACUACAGUUCAAUUUCAAAAUAACCCCCUCCCCAAAUAUGGUAUCUUCCAGUUCCUCCCCUAAACCAUAUACCAUUUCACAGCUGACUGAAUUUUAGUGGUUAGGAAGGAUGCCCUAGAGGACAACUUUUUCCACAGUUAAAAAAAAAGGAGAAAGAUUCUUAGACUUGAUUCAAAACUCACUGUAGUAAUGAGAGCCUUUUCAUUAACUUUACUGGGCUUUGUCCCAAAGUAAUGAUUAUCACAGUGAAUUAUCUACCACCAUCCACCCUUCCUUUUUUUGUGGCUGUGCUCUGUGAUGCAGUGCAGCAUGUCCCUGCUCUUUUUUUGGUCAUAGUGAAAUAUAACAUGAUAUCAAGGUCAGAGUAAGGGUACUUAUUAGAUUUCAAUAUUGUCCUAAGCCUAAGCGUACAGUGGUUGCCUUUAAACAUUCAUCUGUUUUAAUCAGAUCACUAUGUAAGGUGAACCCAUAACUGAAGUAUGUUCCUUCUCUCUCUCUCUCACAAACACACAGAGGGUAU
Messenger RNA from Pelodiscus sinensis (Chinese soft-shelled turtle), 2681 nucleotides. NCBI's taxonomy places the organism in Eukaryota, Metazoa, Chordata, Testudines, Trionychidae. The record is from RefSeq and is a predicted model, not a curated record.